This is a messenger RNA of Merops nubicus (carmine bee-eater), 1551 nucleotides long. RefSeq names its product POC5 centriolar protein (gene POC5). Gene Ontology annotation, cellular component: centrosome. The record is from RefSeq and is a predicted model, not a curated record. The transcript is spliced from 10 exons. NCBI's taxonomy places the organism in Eukaryota, Metazoa, Chordata, Aves, Coraciiformes, Meropidae. The annotation marks the transcript as partial.
GAUGAAUAUGAAGAGCUACUUCAUUGUGCUGUGGUGACUCCGGACUUUGAGCAGUGCGUCUCAAAGUGGUCACUGGCUUCAGAAUUGAGAACAGGUGCCAGAUUUUCAAGUGCAACAGAUCAUGCCAUUCACCACAGGACUCCAGUCUUAAUAUCAGUGAAGAGGUCUUCUGAGGCCAAUAUGGAACAAGUUUGCCCUGCUUCUUCAGAAGAGACUUCUUCACAAGGGUCCUCACACGGUCCAGGAGAAACAAAUGAAGCCAUAGUGACUGAAUUAACCUUACCUGAUGAAAAAGUAACUCAAAUAGAAAAUAUACUUGAUCUCUGGAGUGGAAAUCUUAAGACAAACGUUCUGACUGAAUUAAGAAAAUGGAAGCUUAGUUUGAUCGAACAUCAUGAGCUUCAAAUGAGACAAGAAAAAGAGAAACACACUGCACAUGUGAGACAAUUGAGCAAUGAGAUAGAAAACAUGAAGGAGUUGCUACGUACUUGCGAAAUAUCUAUUGGCAGGAAAGAUGAGGUGAUUACUAACUUGACUCAAGCAUUAGAGAGGCAGAAGGAGCGAGUAGAGUUGAUGAGAAGGUUUACGCUGUGGCGGGUUCAGCAUGUUAAAGCCAAACAGGAGGAGCACGCAAAGCGAAUAGCAGACAGACAGUUCCGGACGGUGGUGAUGAGGAAAGUGUGGGCAGCGUGGCGCUCUGUCAGUGAGGAAAAAUGGAAAGAGAAAGUAGCAAAAGCCUGUCAGCUAAGGGCAGAAGAUGUCUGUGUUCAGCUCACCAAUGACUAUGAAGCUAAAAUUGCAGAGCUAACUGCUGCUGUGGAGCAGGCGAAAGCUGAGAUUCUGCGCCUGCGCGGCGAGAGAGAGCAGUACGAAGACACCAUGAAGAAAGCCUUUAUGCGUGGUGUGUGUGCCUUGAACCUGGAAGCAAUGACCAUGUUUCAAGGCAAGGACAGUAGGACAGAUUCUGAUGUAGAAAGUAGGAGAAAUGAUAAUGGUACCGUUGUUGCAGGAAGGCCACCUCCGUCACAGUACAAUCCACCCUCACCUCCUCCUCCACCAGCAACCACUCUUCAGCUGGAAGACGUGUUUUCUACCCACCUGGGUCAUGCAAGCACUUCUCAGACCAGGCUAGAGUCUGAUUCUCCAGCCAUUGUCAGUAGUACAGCUGCAGGAUCUGGUGUGGUGUCAACUCAAAAACUGCCCAUGGCGAAAGUAAUAACAUCUGCUCAACAGAAAGCAGGAAGAACAAUCACUGCUCGAAUCAUGGGCCGAGCUGACAUGGGACAAAAACCAAGAACUUGUGGUAGUUUAGCAGUGAUGGGAGUUGCUCCACCCAUGAGUUCAGUCAUUGUUGAAAAACAUCAUCCAGUCACUCAGCAAACCAUAUCCCAUGCCACUGCUGCUAAAUAUCCUCGAACUGUGCUCCAUUCUUCUGGUUCUACUACCGUGAGACCUGCAGGACAAGCUGGGCGAACGCUUCAGGGCCAAACUCAUACCAGUGUUCAGUCAAUAAAAGUUGUUGACUGAGUAACCAUCUUUCUCAUCAGUGGG